AUGCCAUUCCCUGGAGGAUGGCAAGGUUAUUCACCAGCGGCAUAUGCGUCAGGCAACGAUCUGGGGUUCGACUUCUUCGACUUUAGUCCCCCUCGGCAUCCGCAGAUGGGGACGACCCCGAUCUCCGAACCCCCGAACAGCAGCCAAGACCCAGAAGUUGAGUUUCAAGACGAAUCCCGAGAUAUUGCAUCGGAGUAUCAAGGCGGCCUUGGUCGUUAUGCUCCAUACGAUUCAAGGCCUGAAGAAGAUCAUGAUGCCGCAAAAAAGGCAAUACUCUUAGCGGAAGCAAGCAGCACACGAGACGUUGACACUUCGAUUGAGAGACAUCAGUUCAGCCCGCAGCGCACUUUGAGCUACUCUCGGGGCAAUACCACACCCAUAGCUUCUGAAAUCUCGAAUCUGCCACAGGAUGGUGUAAUCAAGCUUGAGCUCAACGAAAACAGCCACGGGGCCAUGUGUGACAUAUCUAACAUUGCAACACCUGCAUCAUCAAAACAGUCUGGCAUGACACCGCGAGUAGAAGGCUUUCCGGAACAGCUGAUGGCAAUGAGAAAUCGGCCUUUAUCGCAACAGGCGGCAGCCGAAAACGUUGCAGACCUAGAAGUGCCACAGUUCGAUACACCGCCUCAGAUUGAGAAGGCUAUCAUCGAACAGCUUGAGGAUGAUCAGCACUCAGCCAGUCAAUCACACGUGUCGAUGGGUCGCGAUAUCUUGACCUCAGCGGAUCAAGUUCAUUAUAUGCAAGUCUUUGUUGAAGACGUUGCCGUGUGGAUGGAUUCCUUCAACAAAGACAAAUACUUUGCUAGAAGUAUCCCGUACCAUGCCUUGAAAUCAACCAUGCUUCUCAAUGCUCUCCUUGCGUGUGGGGCAAGGCAUGCUUCUAUCGCCACUCCAGAGAACCAUGAACAAGCUUUGUUCUACUACAAUACCGCGACGACUCAACUUCUCCGCAGUCUGCAGAAUCCUGAUCGAAAUACGGCUGAGUGCGCGACAACAGCCAUCGUCUUGAACGUAUAUGAGAUCAUGUCCGAGAAGCCGCCACAGCGGAUGAACCAUAUAGCAGGUUCUCGAGCGCUUGUACGAGAAUGUGGAUGGGAUGCAGAGAGUACUGGGAUUGGUUUGGCUUGUUUCUGGUUGAAUAUUGGUAUAGAAGUCCUCAAUUGCCUUGCGACGAAUUGGCAGACGACAUGGAAUCCUGACGAAUGGGGCAUGAAUUUCGCAACUCAUAACAACGGCCAAGAUGCCGAAAUAACAGAUGAACAAACUUGGGUGUACCGCGCUCUAUAUAUCGUUGCAAAGGUCACGAACUUUCGUGCUAGCGCGACUAAAUCUGACGACAUGAAUCCGUCAGAUGAGCAAAGCUGGAUAGGCAACCGCUUGUCGCAGUGGUAUGAGUUGAAACGGCUCUCUGAUAGUUGGAAUGCGCGCUGCCCAAGAAUCAUGCAACCGAUUGGGUAUAUCAAAGCAGCAAGGUCGGCAGGCAUGUCGAUGUUCCCUCGAAUCUGGAUGAUCCAACAAGAGGCGACAAUCGGCCAACUGCUUUUCCAUACUGGUCAGUGCAUUUUAUCACAGACUCAUCCUCUGGAAACACUCAGGUCGUCAGACAACCUGCGGCUCAUGCAGCUACGCCACGCCUACCAGGUAUGUGGAAUUGCAGCCCAUACAACAGACAGGGGGGUGACUACUGUUGCAAUUCGGUGCCUGGCAAUUGCAGCUGCCGUGCUUACCAAUGAACUUGAGCAAGCCGAAGCCCUCGACAUCCUGGAAAGGAUCAACAAGUUAAACGGCUGGCGGCUGGAUGUUGUUGCAAUGGGACUCAAGAGAAUAUGGGGCUGGGAUCUCAUGAAACUCCCUAUGGUGAGCCCGAAAACAGAGAAUAGCCAUGAGGCGGGAACCUCAACGGCCAGAAGAACCUCGACAGCUUCAUCGACACCGACAGUCAUGACUUCUGCGGGCACGAAGACACCAUUGAACCCACUCAGCUUCGCUGACUUCAAGUUACCUAACCACCCUUAUCAAAAUUGGUACGAGCCACCAAGUCGAUCAAGCUCCUUCGAUCCAUCAUCUUUAUAA
Messenger RNA from Fusarium sp. VM40, 2073 nucleotides. NCBI's taxonomy places the organism in Eukaryota, Fungi, Ascomycota, Sordariomycetes, Hypocreales, Nectriaceae. The record is from the annotation of a GenBank genome assembly.